Electrophorus electricus (electric eel) is the source of this 4317-nucleotide messenger RNA. RefSeq lists its product as uncharacterized. Gene Ontology annotation, biological process: regulation of transcription by RNA polymerase II. Gene Ontology annotation, cellular component: nucleus. Gene Ontology annotation, molecular function: transcription cis-regulatory region binding. Lineage: Eukaryota; Metazoa; Chordata; Actinopteri; Gymnotiformes; Gymnotidae. The record is from RefSeq and is a predicted model, not a curated record.
AGUACCCGGCUGUGUAACUUGAUAGGGGGCAGUAAGAGGGGGAUAAGGGAAUGUUGAACGGCAAUGGAGCAGAAUACGAUACAGUGGCUGGGCCCUCCCUGCUGCCUCCGAGGUGCCUUUGCCUUCUAUAAGGCCGUGUGCUACAAGCCAGAACCUGGGGCUUCUGCUAAGGUGUGGAGACUGGGCGAGUUCUACUAUGUGCGCUGUGGCUCCCAGGAGCCAGUGAGCAUUGCAGAAGUCACGCUGCUGUGGGAAGAUCAAAGACAGCGCCACCUUUUGGCAAGCUCCAGACUCUAUUUCCCACCAGAGGACACACCAAAAGGCAGGACUGGGGAACAUGGAGAGGAUGAAGUCCUCGCCGUGUCAAAAAAAGUUGUGCUCCGAGUUGAGGAUCUGGUGAAUUGGACGUGUACAGAGUCACCCCAGUGGAAACAUAGCUGCCUGAACUCCAGUAUCCUUAAUGUACCUGACACUUCCCCAUGUGCAACAGACUCUCAGGGAUUAAAAACAGAGGAUGGUUUCAUGGGAGUGCAGCAGAGGGUCAAGGUGCUGAGCUACCCGCAGUACUGCCGUUUUCGCUCCCUGCAGAGGCGCCUCCAGGACCAGAGCGGUUCCCCUGGCCUGCACAACCCUCACCUGCUGGCUCUUGGGGGGCUAAAGAUGACCCUGCACAACACACGAGUGCUGUACUGCAGGGAUACUUUCAACCACCCAAAUCUGGGCAACAACCUCAGCUUAAUGUCUCAUUUUGGUUGCCCUUCUCUAAGCCUGAAGGGGCGACCACGAAAAAGAAAGGGUAGAGAGAGCAGUGGCAGUGACCAGCAGCACCUCAGCAAGUCUGAGCCAUGGGGAGAGAGGAUGAAGGAAAAUGUGAUGGGCGGCACUGAGGAGAGUUGGGAGGGCAGCUGGCUCCCACACCCUGAGGAACAGCUGUUCCUGGAUCAGCUCUAUGUCUUCAUGGAGCGCAGGGGGUCCCCUAUCAGCAAGGUCCCCAACUUGGGCUUCAAGAAGAUUGAUCUCUUCCUCAUGUACUCUAUUGUCAAAAAGCUGGGUGGCUAUGAGAGUGUGACGUCGCAGCGAUUGUGGAAGACGGUGUAUAAUGAGCUGGGUGGUAGCCCAGGCAGCACCAGCGCUGCCACCUGUACCAGGAGACAUUACGAAAAGCUUAUGCUCCCAUAUGAGCAGCACGUGAAGGGGGCAGAUCAAGAGCAGAGCAGGGCCAAGGCAACGGUAGCCUCAGCGGUGUCCAUCAGAAGGCCUGCACGUGGGCGUGGAGCCCAGACCACCCUGAAGAAGAACGGGGUCACUAAUCAGGCAACACCACCAGAUGGUGUAGUUGUGCGAAAAAGAGGAAGACCUCCUGGCAAACGGAAUGCUAAAGCAUUGGCUAGGGGCAGAGUUGGGAGACCACCUUUACAUGCUAAAACGUGCGGUGAACAGGGAGCAAGUGACGAGUCGCAAGCUUUGCCCAUCUUCCAGGAACCAAGGCUUUCUCAGGCACCAGCGUCCACCACUCCUCUCCCCCACCAGCCUAAAGUGGACAAAGAAGUAAAAACUGAGCUGGAACCUUCAGCUCCUUCAUUGUCUGGUCAGUCUAAGCUUCAGAUUGGCACCUCACUGGAAGGGUUUAGCCCCACCAAUGGCAUGUGUCCUUUGGACUUUGUCAGGGCUCGUCUUGGUUUUAAUUCAGUGGGCAUUCCGCAUGUAAUGUCCCAAGACCCUCUAGCCCCUAACCAGCCAGCACCGCUCAGCCAAACCAAAGCCUGCAGCCCGGAGACAUCGGAGAAUCUCCAGCACCAGUGCUCUGGGUGUAGCUUGGAGGAUCCGUCCUGGACUGGAGGCCCCAAAGAGGGCCGGACUACUAGGCCGCCACUGCCUCCUCUCAAGAUCCUCCCUCUGGAUAUUGAUUGCAGUCUGCAGCUACGGCAGCUGAUGCGUACGCGCCUUGGCACAGCGCACAUGAACUCCUUCACCAAGCGUCUGUCUGAGGCCUUGUCUCAGGACCUUAGCAAGACCUACGAGCCCAAUGGCCACUCCAUUUCCACCUCUCCAGAGCAAGCAGUCCCACUGAACCUGAGCAAGAAGAACACCAGCAAGAGGUCCUCUGAUGAAGCAGAGAUCGGGGACUUGCAAUGUCAAGAAUUCGAAGGUUCCAAGGCCAAGACAGCGAAGAUGGAACCUGAGGAUCUCCGUCUGCCUCAAAAGCAGAAUGGAGUUUCUUUGGGGGUUCCAGUGGUCCAGGAGGAACCAGCUGAUCUGAGUUCUCCAUGCAGGGUCAGGGCUCUUCCACAAGAUCGGACUAGCUUAGCCUCCACUUGCCCUGAGGCUGGAGAUUUAUCUUCUAAACUUGAACCUGAUGCCUCCUCAGACAGUGUUUUCCCCACCAGUGUUGUCCCCUCUACUCUCAGUGCUCUAAAACAGAAAGAAAGUGAAUUGAUCCCAGUGGAUGCCAAGUUGGGGGAGACCCAUGUUUGGAAGUCAGAACCCGAGAGGGCACUGGUUCCUCAGAGUCCAGAACCUUGCCUUAAGGAUGAGCUUGUUUCCCAGCGUAUGCCUUAUAAGGAUUCUAAAAUGCAAAACUAUAAAGUUCCCUCUCUCAAAGAACUCUCCAGUUCCCAUUUAUCUAAGCCAUCACAAAGCUGUUGAACUGCAGACAUUAAAGAAUGCCUGCCUGAAAACCUCUUACUGCUAACACUUGUCUACUUCAACACUCCUUUCUACUCUUCAUACUUGUAUUGCGCAGUGCUAUGUCUACGGUUUAUUGGUAAUCUGCUCAGCAUCUGUAAAACACUACUGCUGUACAUCUAGUAUUGGUUUCUCCCCUCUCUUUACCUAAAGAUAGUGUCUUUUUUUUUUUUUUUUUUUUUUUUUUUAAAGUGCUUCUUAAUUUAAAACACAUUGCAUUUGUCCCAGGCUUAGCCAAGAAAAAUCAUGAAAUGUGACUCAAGGAACAUUUGGCUCAUCCUUUGAAAUGUCCAAGGUGCUGUUACAUUUUGCUUAGAAUGCAGGAAUUCUAAAUCACUUUAUACGAUGUUCAUUCACUAACUUAAAAACCUAGUUCCACAGGAAUUGGAAGUCUACUGUAUUUUUCUGUCAUAUUUUAAUAGUAAAAAUAUGCUAUUUAAUGCUGAGUAGUUAUUGCUUGAUAUAUUGUAAGCCAGCUGUGCCACAUUGAGGGCAUAUAAUUUUUAUUUUCAUGUAUAAUGUAUUAAUGGUUUAAUCAUUCUAUGUUCUUAUUUUUCUUCUCUUGAUCUUUCUAGUUAGAACCUAACUAAAGAGAGCUAUUGCAGUAGACAUCCUUUGUGCUGCAUUAUACAUUAAAAUAUAGGUGGCUGUUCAUUUUAAAGUUUGUUCUUUCUGCAACAAAGUUUAAAGAUCUUAAAUUUUAUGAAUUCUAAUCACUGAGAGCUUAGUUCUUUUUAAGGGCAUUGUUUUAUUGUUAAACUCUGUAAAACAGUUGUUUUUAGCCAUCCGUGUGGUCAUUUUUAGCCAUUCACACUUCAGUAUAAACUUUACAAAUAUGUUUACAGUGAAAUGGAAAUGGAGAUUGUAAAUGGAUCACACAACUAAACCAUGUUACCUUUUUGUUUCUCAAUCUCCAUUACUGGUUUACAGCAUUAAUUACUCACAGAUUAUUGUGAUUUUAUUCAGCAUCACUGUAGAAUGCAUCUGGCAUUUAAUCCAUUAUUGUAUUGCAUCCAACAGAGUUGGACACUUACUGUUUUUUUUUGUUUUGUUUUGUUUUUCUUCUCUUGAGUAACAACCAAAUUUUAAAACUGCUUAUUGUUUAGUCACAGGGGCUAUGAAAAUGAAUAGUCCUUACAUCUUCUUAGAUUAAUAUCCAGGCUAGUUCAUUAUUCUUCCUUCAUACCUGUUUAACAAGAAUGACUGACAAAAUAUUUGCCAGGGUGGAACUACUUUCAGAAACAAAAGCCUACAGUGAUUUUAAUGUGGGCAGUGACCCAAGUUUGAUUUUCCCCCCCCCCCCCCCCUCUAUUAUAUUUUAUGAUAUUUUAAAGGAACCAGACUGUAUGACCAUGUCAUUACAACACUGAAUAUUUAUAAUAAAAAGUUUUUGUGACCGUGGGUUAUGUUGUUGAAAUGAUUGCUCUUAAAAUUGCAGUUUUCACGUUCGGCCGCUUGGUGGGGACAUUUUCUCAGAUUCGUGUAUGGAGUCUUUGUUGGGAAAAGCUUUUCUAAAGUAUGUGAUAUCCAUGUCCCCAUUUUGAAAUGCAUGUCUUAUUUUUCCCCAGCACAUUAGAAUUAAAGAACUUUUCCAAAAUGGCUGUCGAGAUCAUUUUUAGGAUAUUUUCAAUA